AGCACCGGGAGGGGGCGAGGGGGGGGGUUCCGGUCCUUCUCCCCGUUGAACGGCCGUCUGCUGCCCGCCGGGGCCGGGCCCGCUGCCCCGCUCCGGGGCUGACAGGUGGGGUCGGGCUGAGCGCAGCGCGGGGAUUUUCCCGUUACCGGAGGGGCAUCGGGGCUGCGGGACAGCGCGGAGACCCCCGGACCGUCCCCAUCUCCUCCGCUUUGGGGCCGCGGCUGCUGCUGCCCGGUGUCGGAGGGGCUCCCGGGGCAGCGCUAGGCGACGUGGGGGGCGGGGGGGGGGAUGGCGAGAAGGGGAACCCGCCGGGCUGCCCGUGGGGUGCGGACCGGACUCUGGACCCGCCGUACGGGCGAGGUAAGGAGGGGCAGAGCGGGGCGGCACCGGGCGCAGCUUCCGGCUCCGGGAGGAACCCCCGCCCCAGCUGGGGAAACUGAGGCACGGGGACACCGCUCUGCCCGGACGUGGGCACCCACGGAGCGGGGAGGUGCGGGGGGUGGGCGUGCAGGGGAGGGUUCUGCUUUGUCCCCACCCCGGCACCCCUCCAUUGCCCUUGGUGGGGGGCAGCAGGGCUGUGCCAUGGGGAUGUCGGUGUGUCUGUGGGCAUGGAGGGCUGCGAGUAGGGGGAUCCCCAGCUGGGGACCUCUGCACGGGGGUCCCUGACCAGGCUCCCCCUCCCCACAGUGGGUCCCACCUCCUGGACUGUGACAGCUGAGCUCAGACCCUUCAGCGUGGACCCUCCUGUGCCCACUGGCCAUGGGCAGCCACGAGAAGGAUCCAUCUUCUCCCAAAAAGGCCCUGUCACGCUCCAACAGCACUGUGUCUUCCAAGCACAGCAGCAUCCAGCAGGGCUCGGAAAGCUGGGAGGUGGUGGAGGAGCCACGAGCUCGGGGCAGCCCAGGCCGGGAGCCGGAUCGGCAGGAGGGCUACCUGCUCAAGAAGAGAAAGUGGCCCCUGAAGGGCUGGCACAAGAGGUACUUUGUGCUGGAAAAUGGCAUCCUGAAAUAUGCCACCACGCGCCAGGAUGUCCUCAAGGGCAAGCUGCACGGUGCCAUUGAUGUCCGUCAGUCUGUCAUGUCCGUCAACAAGAAGGCGCAGCGGGUGGACCUGGACACAGAGGAGAACAUCUACCACCUCAAGAUCAAAUCUGCAGAGCUCUUUGCCAGCUGGGUGAGCAGCCUCUGCUCCCAUCAUCAGGGAGAGAGUCCAGACCCACUCGCUCCUGCCAGGAAAACCCCCACCUCCUCACAGGGUCCAUGGACACGGAUCCUGCCCUCGGGCAGUGCCCCUGCCCUGUCUGCCCUUGCCAGCUCCAGGGACAAGGUGGAUGCAUGGCUGAAGGACAGCGGGGGGCUGGAGCGCUGCUCAGCUGAGCUGUCAGCGUGCCAGGCACAGCUGCAGGAGCUGACAGAGAUGCUGCAGAGCCUCGAGUCCCUGCACCGCAUCCCUUCCGCGCCCCUCAUCUCCAGCACCCAGCCCUCAGCUGCCACGGAGAGGCCCAAGAAGGGUCGGAGGACCACCAGGAUGUGGUGCACUCAGAGCUUUGCUAAGGAUGACACCAUCGGACGGGUGGGGCGGCUGCACGGCUCCGUCCCCAACCUUUCACGUUACCUGGAGCCCAGCCAGGGCCAGCUGCCCUUCAGCCUGCCACCUGAGUACAGCCAGCUGCAGCGCAGCUUCUGGGUGCUGGCACAGAAAGUGCAUGGCUCACUCAGCAGCGUGGUGACAGCACUGACAGCUGAGAGGGCUCGCCUAGAGGACAUGCAGCGAGCAUUGGACCGCCGGCGCUCAGCCCCACGCCCCGGCAGUGCUGGUCCCACUGGGGCCCCCCUGCCAGGUCUGGAGCCACGGGAUGGGCUGCAGCGCUUCCAUUCGCUCUCCAUUUCCUCUGACACCACCAUGGACUCCUUUGCCUCACUACUCCCCGAUGAGCCCGACAUGCUGCCUGCCAAGGGCCGGGAGCAGCAGCGCUCGCAGCGCAGCAUCGCCUCGCUGGCCGACUCACACACUGAGUUCUUCGAUGCCUGUGAGGUGUUCCUCUCUGCCAGCUCCUCUGAGAAUGAGGCGUCAGACGAUGAGUCCUGCAUCAGCGAGGCUACCAACAGUAUUGAUGAGGACCUGGCCGAGCCGGGGGGGCCUGGACGUCCCCAAACAGGAAUGGACAGCCUAGGGGGGCUGGUGGAGCUGCCCCCGCUGGAGCUGCCGGGGCCAGGACCACAGCAUCGGAGCCGUCUGCCUGCCCCCCCUGCACCACCGGGGGAUGUGAGCCUGUGGGGGCUGCUGAGGAGCAGUGUGGGCAAGGAUCUGUCCCGCGUGGCUCUGCCGGUGCAGCUGAAUGAGCCCCUCAACACCCUGCAGCGCCUGUGUGAGGAGUUGGAGUACAGCACACUGCUCGACCGCGCCGCCCGUGCACGGGACCCCCGGCAACGCCUGGUCUAUGUGGCCGCCUUCGCUGUGUCUGCCUACGCCUCCACCUUCUACCGUGCAGGCAGCAAACCCUUCAACCCAGUGCUGGGUGAGACCUACGAGUGUGUGCGGCCCGACCGCGGCUUCCGCUUCAUCAGCGAGCAGGUCAGCCAUCACCCCCCCAUCUCCGCUUGCCACGCCGAGUCUGACAACUUCAUCUUCUGGCAAGACAUGAGAUGGAAGAACAAAUUUUGGGGCAAAUCCCUGGAGAUCGUCCCGGUGGGCACCGUCAACGUCCGCCUACCCAGGUCUGGGGACCACUUCGAGUGGAACAAGGUGACCACGUGCAUCCACAACGUGCUCAGCGGCCCGCGCUGGAUCGAGCAUUACGGCGAGGUGCUGAUCCGCAACACGCGUGACGCCUCCUACCACUGCAAGAUCACCUUCUGCAAGGCACGGUAUUGGGGCGCGGGUGCCAACGAAGUGCAGGGCGCGGUGCUGAGCCGCAGCGGGGCCGUGGUGGAGCGCCUGGCCGGCAAAUGGCACGAAGGGCUGUUCCGUGGGCCAGCCCCAGGGCAGUGCGUCUGGAGAGCCAACCCUAUGCCCACCGAACACGAGCGAAACUACGGCUUCACCCAGUUUGCGCUGGAGCUGAACGAGCUCACGCCUGAGCUGCGCAGGGUGCUGCCCUCCACCGACACGCGCCUGCGGCCCGACCAGCGGUACCUGGAGGAGGGGAACGUGGCGGCAGCUGAGGCGCAGAAGCGUCAGAUCGAGCAGCUGCAGCGGGACAGGCGCCGCGUGAUGGAGGAGAACAACAUCACACACCAGGCACGCUUCUUCAGGCGGCUGACAGAUGCCAGUGGCAAGGAGUCGUGGGUGACCAAUAAUACCUACUGGAAGCUGCGUCUGGACCCUGGCUUCGCCCACCUGGACAGCGCCGUGCUCUGGUAGCAGCCCCCCGUAGGCUGAGCCCCCCUGCCCCCCCCCAAAUACUGGGGUGCAGGACCCCCCCCACGGCUGUCUGUGGGCAGGCAGUGCCCGGCCCCGGCAGUUCCCAGCACAAAACUGUGAUUUCAAAAGAAGCAGGGAUUGUCCCCAUCCCCUGGGUGGGGUGGGGCUCCCGAGGUGCCCGCAGGCGGGCAACCCCCACCCCCCCCUUACCCCAGCUGCACAGGCAGCUCUGCUCUAAUAAAGGCUGCAGAGACACUGGGGGCUGCGGUGCUCUUCCUUCCUGCCGGUCUCAGGACCCACCCCCAGCCUGGUGUGCGUGGGUCCCCCCCCACAUGUUUCAGUUUCCCUCCACUUGCGCACAGAGGACAGAAAAGAGGCCUCACCUACAGCGUCCCCUUUAUUGCGAGAUAUGCUGCUGCCCCCCACCCCGCACCGGGCACGUGGGGCUCAAUAAAUACUUCAGCAUGAACCCCCCCCCCGUAACCACCGAGAACAACAAAAAACACCCCCUCCCUUCCCUCCCUCAGCCCCACCCCUCUCACCCCCAUGGCCCCACCGGGGGGGGGGCUCCAGGGGCUGAUUGUCCGGCUACAGCCCCACCCCCUCUGCCCAGGAUAUGGGUGU
Messenger RNA from Phasianus colchicus (ring-necked pheasant), 3987 nucleotides. The record is from RefSeq and is a predicted model, not a curated record. NCBI's taxonomy places the organism in Eukaryota, Metazoa, Chordata, Aves, Galliformes, Phasianidae.